Messenger RNA from Uloborus diversus, 1811 nucleotides. RefSeq names its product CARD- and ANK-domain containing inflammasome adapter protein-like. The record is from RefSeq and is a predicted model, not a curated record. Gene Ontology annotation, molecular function: protein binding. The transcript is spliced from 4 exons. NCBI's taxonomy places the organism in Eukaryota, Metazoa, Arthropoda, Arachnida, Araneae, Uloboridae. Bases 149 to 1270 code for a protein of 373 amino acids.
CGGGCAUCCAUUUUUUCUGUUUGGAAGUGUCUUGUCUAUUGUCUCUCGAAAGAAAGAACGAAUUCAGAGCUCCAAAGAUAUCCUUAAAAGUAAAAAGAAAGAAAUAGAGUAUUUUCACGAAAGUCAAAAAAGAAAAACUGAAGUCGAAAUGAACUCGGGGAGUGGCCGUGGAGCAGAUGGGGAGCUGCCAUCGACGUCCAAGCGUCAAUGCCAAGAUGGCGAAGGACAACCUCACAAGAGACGCCGGCCGGAGGACGGAGGUGCGUCGGAGACGGACGAGGACGGGAUGACCGCGUUGCAUCGUGCAGCAAUGAGCGGAGACACGGAGAGGAUCAGGGCGCUGCUGGACGGAGGAUUGGACUCGAGGGCGAGGGAUCGAUGGGGACGGACGCCCCUCCACCUGGCUCUGUCGUGUGGGAAGGAGGCCGCGGCGGAGCUGCUGACGGACGCCGACUGCAUCACGGAUGUCGUGGAUUUAUACAGGUGCACCCCUCUGCAUCUCGCUGCAAGAAGUGGGUUUGUGAACGUCGUCCGUAUGCUGCUCGCGGGAGGGGCGGACGCAAGUGCGAAAGACGGAGCUGAAUGUACGCCCCUCCAUCGUGCCGUGAUCUGGGGGAAGGAGACCGCGGCGGAGGUGCUGCUGGGGGCCACUCCCGAAUGCGACGGGCCGGACGUUUGGGGCGGAACCCCCGUGCACUACGCUGCUAAGAAAGGUCUCGCGCGGACAGCGAGAGCCCUGGUAUCGAGGGGUGCGCGUCUGCAGGCCAAAGAUACAGAUGGACGCUGUCCCCUGUACUAUGCCCUGAUGCGUGGACACGACGGUGUGGCAAGAGUGCUCCUUUUGGCGUACGCCUGGAGGUUCAUUGAGAUACAUUGGGAGGAGAUGGGGCUCCCGCAGAAUGACGAGGAGCGCGGAGUCCGGCUGCUCUCCGAGUACGAGGCCGAGAUGAGGGAGGCCCUGACGGAGGGGUCCCGCCUCUCCCUCCGCGACCUCGCCCGCCGACCCCCCUCCCGCCUGGCCCGGCGCCUCUCCGACGAGGCGAUCCGGCGGCUCUCGGACCGGGACCUCCUGACGCGGGACUUCCCGCUCUUCGGAGACCUCCUCCUCGUCCGGCUGGGGGAGGUCCGGGAGAGGAGGGCCCUGGAGGACCGCUUCCUGCGCUGCUUCCCCCUCCUCUGCCGGCCCCUGCCCCCCGCCUGCACCGACGUCCUCCUCGCGUGCCUGGCGGACGACGACCUGAGGCACUUCGCCCGGGCCGCGGAGCUCUAGUCCCCGAGAUUCCGUUCGGGUGCCUCGCGACGGGAAAGGGAAAAUAAAGAUCACGGGACUUGAACUUUGCUCGAACUGUAUGAACCUCUUGUUUCUGAAUGUAGAAAGUGCCGGAGGUAGUUGACUGAACUUUAUCUGCUUUUGUUUCCGUGAAAGAAACCCGUUUGUCUUGUCAAGACAAUUAUUCUGAGACACCUUUCAAAUGGCUUUGUCUAUCAUGUGCGAAAUGCUUUGUGUGUAUCAAUCACGUAAUAAAAGGAAUAUUCAAGCCAUUAAUAAAAUCUCUUUUAUUGUACCCUAUUGGCCCGAAAGAAAUAAAGUGAGCCGAAAAUAUUGACCCUGCUAAUAAACUAAGAAUGACGUUCACAUGGCUCGAUGUGUCAUCGGGGGAUAUUUCGAUAGUUGGGGAAUCUGGCUCGGCCGUCCAUUUUUGGGGCAAAUAUUUUUAUUUUGGUAAAAUACCUCUGGCACUGGAGCCAAAAAAUGGACGCCAAUGCAGAAAGAUCGCCAGAUCCCCAAGUGUUGAAAUCUUCCCCAGACU